Messenger RNA from Rhineura floridana, 6821 nucleotides. RefSeq names its product SH3 domain binding protein 4 (gene SH3BP4). Lineage: Eukaryota; Metazoa; Chordata; Lepidosauria; Squamata; Rhineuridae. Bases 667 to 3552 code for a protein of 961 amino acids. Gene Ontology annotation, molecular function: protein binding. The record is from RefSeq and is a predicted model, not a curated record. Gene Ontology annotation, cellular component: cytoplasm. The transcript has 5 exons.
CUGGGCUCGAAUGUGAUGGCUUUGUGGUCCCUGCUCGCUUCGGCCAACCCUCCUUUUUCGAGCUGGGCGAUGAAGAGCCCAGCCCCUUACAGCGUUGUUGCUGCCGCUGCCGCCGCCGCCGCUAGUAGGUGGGGCGAGCGCCCUUCUGUUGCUCUCCGGGUGGGCGGGCGGCAGCCGUCUCCCGGAUUCCUCUUCCUCCCUGCCGGGGCGCAGGCACUCGCUCGGCCCCUCCUCUCCCUUUCCCCUCCAGUGACAUCAGCGAGGAGGUCCCUGUGCGGACGUCGAGUGGACGCCGGCUCUCUGGGAAGCCUCGCCUCUCUCUCGGCCGUCUCCGUUCCCAGCCCGAGGAGGCGGAGGCGUUGGAGCGAGCGAGCAAGGCGUGUGGACACCGCUUUUUGCUUUGCGACGGACGAAGAAAGGCGGCUGCUGCUGCUACUCCCUGCCACAGUUCUGGAUUUAUUUCUUUUCAUUGUUAUGUUUGCUGGGUUGGCUAAGACGAGAGGCGCCCUUCCGCGAGGAGAUUUUUCUGAAGUUGCAUAAAAAUUGAAUGAUGCCCUAAACACGUUGGUAGCUUAGAAUCACUGAAAAUAAAUGGCACAACGUUUGCCACAAGUCUUCUAGAGAAGAUGGUCCAUUAGCUUCUCAGGGAAGGGCACAUAACUCAAGAUGGCAGCCCAGAGGAUUCGUGCUGCCAAUGCCAGUGGCCUCCCACGGUGCAAAUCUGAGGGGACACUGAUUGAUCUGAGUGAAGAAUUCUCAGAACCCAGCUUCAGUUCUGUCAAAGUGCCUUCUCCUAGUGCCUUGAUGGUAGACAAUCCUACGUCAUUUGGAAAUGCAAAGGAAGUUGUAGCAAUUAAAGACUACUGCCCAAACAAUUUCACCACCUUGAAGUUCUCUAAGGGAGACCAUCUUUAUGUCUUAGAUACCUCAGGAGGUGAGUGGUGGUAUGCUCACAAUACCACAGAGAUGGGCUACAUCCCAUCCUCCUAUGUCCAGCCUGUGAACUACCGGAGCUCUUCAUUAACUGACAGUGGAAUGAUAGACAAUCUGCUUGAAAAUUCUGAUGAGGGAGCCAAAGAGCUUGACCUGCUUGGAGACUGGAUGGAUGAAAAGCUGAGCUUAGCCAAAAACAAUCCUUUCUUGAACAACGUGCAGACUAACCCUUUUCUGAACGGGAAUUUGCACAUAAUGCCUGACAGAGACAAGGAGUAUUGUCUCCAAACCACAGUGGAUUUGUUGCUCUUUGACACAGGAGUGCCUACAUUUACAGGGUCAAGUUCUGCAACUAACAGCAGUGUAGGUAACCAUCUUGAUGAAGUUCCAUCAAUGAAUGGAUUUGAAUUUGAGCAGCCAAGCAGACGGGACAAUCCUUUUUUCAGAAGCAAGCGCUCAUACAGUUUAUCAGAGCUGUCAGUACUCCAAGCAAAGUCAGAAAAUCCAGCAUCAUCAGGCUUCUUCAGUGGGUUGAAAUCUCCUACCCCAGAGCAAUUCCAAAGCAGGGAAGACUUUAGAGCUGCAUGGCUGAACCAUCGAAAAUUAGCAAGAUCUUGCCAUGACUUGGAUUUAUUGGGCCAGAACCCUGGUUGGGGUCAGACCCAACCUGUGGAAACAAACAUAGUUUGCAAGCUAGAUAGUUCUGGGGGAGCAGUUCAGCUUCCAGAUACAAAUAUUAAUAUGCGUAUUCCAGAAGGACAUGUGGGUGCUGGAGAUACACAGCAGAUCUCCAUGAAAGCUCUUUUGGAUCCCCCUCUGGAGCUCAACAGUGACAAAUGCAGCACCAUAAGCCCUGUACUAGAGAUUAAGUUGAGCAACAUGGAAAUCAGAACCCCCAUCAUGCUGGAGAUGAAAAUUUCAGCAGAAGUAAAGAAUGACAUAGUGAGUAAGAGUUUGGUAGGAGUACAGUGCCUGCGGAGUGACAUGAAGGAAGGCCCAUACGUACCAGUGCAACUCAGCUAUUGCUACGGAGACACGACCCAGGUUCAGCUGGAGAACCUGGAGCCUUGUAUGUAUAUAGCAAUCGUAGUGCAAGGACAGAACAUUCUAUAUCCUUACACUGUCUGGGAUUAUAUUAGUAAAAAAAUCACAGUUGGUGUCUAUGGUCCAAAGCACAUACACCCUUCUUUUAAAACUGUGGUUGCCCUCUUUGGACAUGAUUGUGCCCCAAAGACUCUCCUAGUGAACGAAGUUACACGUCAAGUGCAUUGCACAGCACCUGUGGCACUGCAGUUGUGGGGAAAGCACCAGUUCACCUUAGCAAGGCCACAAGACUUAAAGCUUUGCAUGUUUUCAAACAUGACGAAUUAUGAGGUAAGAGCCAACGAGCAGGCAAAAACAGUGAGAGGCUUCCAAAUGAAGCUGGGGAAAGUCAGCCGCCUCAUCUUCCCCAUCAUGUCACAUGAUCCCAACGAGCUGUAUGACUUCACAUUGAGAAUACAAGUCAAGGAUGACAAAGACACCAUACUGACUCAGUUCUGUGUUCAGACCCCACAGCCUCCUCCCAAGAAUGCUGUCAGGUCCACUGGACAGCGAAGGUUCCUGAAGAAAAAUGAGGUUGGGAAAAUCAUCCUGUCCCCUCUUGCAACCACCAGCAAGUAUCCAGUCUUCCAGGAUCGGAUAGUGGCAAGCUUAAAAUAUGGAAAACUGCUGAAAACGGUGGUGCGGCAAAACAAGAACCAUUAUCUCUUGGAAUAUAAAAAAGGGGACGGAAUAGCUUUGCUAAGUGAGGAGAAAAUCAAGUUGAAAGGUCAACUCUGGACAAAGGAAUGGUACAUAGGUUACUAUCAGGGUAAAAUUGGUCUUGUCCAUACUAAAAAUGUUUUAGUUGUUGGGAAAGUCAAGCCAAAUUAUUUCUCUGGGCCUGAGCUUACCACUAGUAUGUUGCUGGAGCAAAUCCUGAGGCCUUGUAAGUUUCUCACCUAUAUCUAUGCUUCAGUAAGGACUUUGCUCAUGGAAAACAUCAGCAGCUGGCGUGCAUUUGCAGAUGCUCUGGGAUACGGCAACUUGCCACUUGCUUUCUUCUGUCGAGCAGAGCUUGACAGUGAACCAGAAUGUGUGGCUUCUGUGUUGGAGAAAUUGAAAGAAGACUGUAAUAACUCAGACAAUAAGGAUAGGAAAUCUUUCCAGAAGGAGCUGAUGUCAGCCUUGCUGAAAAUGGAUUGCCAGGGCUUGGUUGUUAGGCUAAUUCAGGAUUUUGUGCUUCUGACUACGGCUGUAGAAGUGGCCCAGCGCUGGAGAGAACUUGCUGAGAAAUUGGCUAAGGUCUCUAAGCAACAGAUGGAUGGCUAUGAAGCCCCUCAUCGGGACAAGAACGGAGCUGUAGAUAGUGAGGCAAUGUGGAAACCGGCAUAUGACUUUAUGCUAACAUGGAGCAAUCAAAUGGGAGACAGUUACCGUGAUGUUACCCAAGAGCUUCACAUUGGCCUUGACAAAAUGAAGAAUCCUAUCACGAAACGCUGGAAGCAUCUCACAGGAACCCUAAUUUUAGUCAACUGCCUGGAUAUACUACGGGCAUCUGCCUUUAGCCCACAAGAACAUGAUGAUUAUGCCAUAUGAUGGGGAGUUGUAACUUCUGGAUGCUGUUUGUUUUUAUGUUUUUUAACUAAUGAAGAGAAAGUUGACAGUUUUGAUAAGCCAAAGUUUUGGGCAGUGAUUCCUGUGUUCAGACUGCAAACUUCUUAUGGUUGUCUCUCCCCAGGGCAGAGGACACCCAAGACUAUAUUAUUUUCUAUGCUCUGUGGUUAACAGCUUUCUUAAUUUGUAACAUUUAAAAUGGAACUUUUUUUAGGCAUUUGCAAAUAUCAGAUUUGAAAGUUGAAAUCACUUUUGGAAGGAGCUACCAUUUUUAUUAUGUAACAUGAAAAACAUUUCUGUCCUCCUUUAAACUAUUAUUUCAAUGAGUCAUUGAUAUGUAUAAAAAUGAAGCACAGUCUGGUAUCAUGCAAGCAUUUGGAUUUUCUAAUGUGCAACUCUGAGAACUGUUUAUACAUUGUUGUGUUAACACCACCCCUCCAUCCUGUGACUCUGUCAGUGUUAUAUUUGUUCCCCAUGAUUUGCUUUUAUGUGCACCUGUCUGUAAGGAAGAAAAGGCCACACGUUCACACCCAAUUUAAAUGGAUUUUGUAAUUUAGGGCAAUCUGUUAGUGCACAGGCAAAAACUGUGUUCCACUUUUGUCUGCUUCAGAGCCAUGAUCAGAAAGAACUAAUAGUUUCAGGUUAUAGGACUGAUCCUUUCACAUUUGAGAGAAUUUUAAUGGAUACCAUUUAUGGUCAAAUAGCAUUUCACUUCACUGAAUGUUUCAUCCGAUAAUAGUAGGUGUCUCUCUUCAGAAGUUUACAUUGUAUGGAUAUGUUUUAAAUGCAAAUAAUGAGUAUUCCAUAGUGGUUCUUAAUUAUGCCAUCGUUAAGCUGAAGUUUUAGGAUUAGUUCUCACUAGGGCGAUAACCUGUGGGACUGUGCCACUACAAACUCAGGCUCACAUAACUGAAUGCUUCUCUAUUCAACAAAUUCUCUAGGCAUAGACCAACCGGCUCAUCAAGAAGGCAGCUAGACUAGAACCCUUUUCCCUGACACCUGCCAUAGCCUUCUUCAGUUUGAUGCUCUCCACUGGCGCUAGCCAGCAUGACCAACAGUCAGGGAUGAUGGGAAUUGUAAUCCCAAACAUUUGGGGGGCCAUAGGUUGUGAGGAGCAUUCUGUCAUGUGAAUUUCUCUACCCACAGUCUGAGAUAUUUGCAGCCCAGACACAUUUUCCAUCUCAGUAAGAACUAGGCCUACUUCUGAUCAGGUGCCUAGUUGUUCAAUCAGAAAUGCUUGACCUGACAAUACUCUGUAAUUGUGCUCUGAAGGUACAAAACGUCUGUUCAUUUAUUAACACUAGGUCAUUGGUAUUCACCUUAUGUGCUGUAUGGGCAAAAGAGCUGAACUGGCAUCACCUCUGACUUUUCAUGUACCACACAAAGCUAUAAAAAAAUUGUAGCUGUAAUAUGUUCAAAUGUAAGUUUCAUGAAACCCUUUCAGUCUACCUCUUAAUUCCAAAAUACUUUAUGUGGGGAAGGUUUUUUUAUAGUUUCCCCCCCUAGUGUGUGCAUUUAUGUUUGGGCAGGGAAGGUACUUUGUUUUUUGCACAAGAGAUUUUCAUAUUAAGACACAUUUCCUAAAUCUCCCAAAUAAUAAGACACUGUUCAAAAUGUUAAAUGUUUUCUUUCUCAGUCAAAAUUUGCAAACCUUCUAUCAAUGUGGCCACUGUAAGUAACUUUUUAAACCUGUUUUCCCAUUUUAAAAACAUGUUACAGCUUUGUUCUUUGGAACAAGCUGACCUUUUAAGCAACUUGACUUAUGCAACAUAACUUUCCUAUCAGCAGCUCCUGAGUUUGAUGAAAGCAGAAUCUCAGCUUGUUGGAAAGGCAUUCCUAUUGUUUGAAUGCAAGUUUAAUUAGUGGGGAGAGUGCUUGUAAUUUAUUUCUUUUUUCAGCCAGCUCCUUUUAAAUGGUCUCCCUUUCUUUACUUUGUCCAGUGAAAAGCACCUUAAACUUGGGAUUUUGUCACAACAGAUUGAAGCAGAUUCCUAUGCAAGUUUUCAUUGCACAUGUGAAGUUAGUUAGGUUAGCAGUAUUAUCACAUGCGCAUGGAACCAAUUUUUCCAAAGCAUAAGUAUUUUCUUCUCUCACACAAAGCCAGAAUCUGCACAUGAAGCUGAAUAGCAUGUUUGAGUGUAAAAUGGAAAUGGACUGCCUUCAAGUCGAUCCGACUUAUGGCGACCCUAUGAAUAGGGUUUUCAUGGUAAGUGGUAUUCAGAGGGGGUUUCCCUUUGCCUUCCUCUGAGGCUAAGAGGCAGUGACUGGCCCAAGGUCACCCAGGGAGCUUCAUGGCUGUGUGGGGAUUCGAACCCUGGUCUCCCAGGUCCAGCACCUUAACCACUACACCACACUGUAGGGGAGGAAAAAAGCCCUUUGUAUAUUGUAGUCCAUAGAAGAAUAUAACAGAUGAUGGAGAGCCAGAGCUGUUAAAGUAAGAUGUUUUAUUUUGGCACUGUGUGUGCAUGGCUUCUGUUUCAUUAUGGUAUUUUUCAGAACUACAACUAGUCCAUGAAAUGGUUAGUUUCUUUCUGUAGAUGCACAAAACCCCGAUGGGAAUAUAUUAUACAUGGUAGUCUGGGUUACGGACAGACAGGCAGGUGUGUGAGUCCAAGCAUGUUCCUGUGUAUAUAAAUGUUCUCAGUAUGCUAUGUGGGCAACCACUGGGCUGAUGAUACAUGUACAAGGCAGCCUCAUUUUGCACCUGGAUAUGUGCUGGAAGUGCUCCACCUAUUGGCAUGUGUGGAACUUGCUAUAGUGAUUGUGGACUCUGGAUUCAGUCAUGGAAUUAGUUUGUAGUUCUGUGUCUUGUAAGAGCAGACUUGAGCCAAAGUAUUGAGAUUUUAAUCGAUUUUAACAGGAGGAUUUUAAAGCUGGAGGUUUUAACUCCAGAAAUUGGAUGAAAUAUUCCACAACAGAUUUGGGGGGAGGGGCUGGUUUGCCUUGUUCUUCUGCCAUUUUUGUCAAACUACCUCAGGUCUUGCACAUCUUUUCAUGUUUUGACUUAAAGCCUAAGGGCUGUUCUAGACAAUUACUACACACCACCACCAUGGAGAACUGUUGAAUUACAACAGCAGCUUUUCUAGAUUAGUUUGAUGCAAUUGCUGCUUGAUUGAUUUUCUGCUUUUAACUAAAAAGUUGGGUCGUAGCACAUAGUUGGAGUAGUUUGUAUGUUCAGCCAAAUGCCUUUCACUCAAAAGUAUGUCCUUACAAGGUAAGCUUGCUUUGGAUUUUACAUUAAUACACUGUAA